Gigantopelta aegis is the source of this 1361-nucleotide messenger RNA. Its product is annotated as 26S proteasome non-ATPase regulatory subunit 6-like. Gene Ontology annotation, cellular component: proteasome regulatory particle. Lineage: Eukaryota; Metazoa; Mollusca; Gastropoda; Neomphalida; Peltospiridae. The transcript is spliced from 8 exons. Gene Ontology annotation, biological process: proteasome-mediated ubiquitin-dependent protein catabolic process. The coding region runs from base 25 to 1194 and encodes 389 amino acids. The record is from RefSeq and is a predicted model, not a curated record. Gene Ontology annotation, molecular function: protein binding.
AUAAGUAUUACAUUUAAUGCAAUCAUGCCGAGUGAAAAUCUUGAAGAACAAGGCUUAGCCAAGAAUCCUAAGCUUGAAUUGGCACAAUUGAAAUUUUUGCUUAUAAUCGAUACAAAUGAACACAAGAAAAAACAUAAAACUAAUUUACUGGACGCCAUCAAGGAAGAUAGUAUGGCUCCAUUUUAUGAAGAAAUCUGUAAAGAUCUUGACUGGAAAGUAGAUGAAGGCCUACUGAAUACUAUGAAAAAUGCAAACACAGAGAAGUUGAAAAAGCUCGAUGAAGCGAUUGAAGAUGCUGAAAAAAACUUAGGAGAAACUGAAAUUAGAGACUUUAUGUUGGAGAAAGCUGAAUAUUUGAGUAAAAUUGGUGAUAAGGAAGGUGCUUUGAGUCAGUUCAGGAAGACAUAUGACAAAACUGUUGCCCUUGGUUACCGUCUUGAUAUUGUAUUCCACUUGAUCCGACUUGGACUUUUCUACAUGGACCAUGAUCUCAUUAAGAAAAACCUAGAAAAAGCACAGAGUUUAAUUGAUGAAGGAGGUGACUGGGACCGCCGGAACCGACUGAAGGUUUAUCGAGGAGUUUACAGUAUGUCUGUGAGAGAUUUCAAACACGCGGCCACUCUCUUCCUCGACACUGUGGCAACGUUCACAUCCUACGAGCUGAUGGAUUACCAGACAUUUGUCAUGUACACAGUGUUUUGCAGCAUGAUUUCUCUGGAGCGCACAGAUUUGAGAGAAAAGGUUGUGAAGGGGUCUGAGAUUCUGGAAGUUCUGCACAGUCUGACUGUAAUCCGAGAGUAUUUGUUUUCACUGUAUGACUGUCACUAUCAGGACUUCUUCAGAUGUCUCGCACACGUGGAAGACAUCAUGAAGAAGGACCGAAUGCUCGCCCCACACUGCCAGUACUAUGUGAGGGAAAUGAGAAUAAUGACCUACGCUCAGUUGCUGGAAUCGUACCGUAGUUUGACACUGCAGUACAUGGCCAACGCUUUUGGAGUCACUGUUGAGUUCAUGGACAAAGAACUCGCAAGAUUUAUAGCAGCUGGAAGAUUACACUGCAAGAUUGAUAAAGUAGGAGGCAUUGUGGAGACAAAUCGUCCCGACAGCAAGAACUGGCAGUAUCAGGCUACCAUUAAACAAGGAGAUGUCCUGUUGAAUCGAGUACAAAAACUGAGCCGUGUUAUUAAUAUCUAACAUAGACUGUGACUUACUUCUGUUCAUGAACACUGGAUGAUACAUUUGCAGUUGAUUGUAUUUAUAUCUCUCAUCAUUCAUUACAUUUCAUUUAUGAGAACGUUUUGAAUAUUGACUGAAACAUAUUCAAACAUUUAAUUGAUCUGCCAAUAAAUAUUUGUUAUAAA